AUGCCCUCGCCAUUCUUUUUCCUGGCUCUGUCUCUAUCUCUGACACAUUCCAUCCAGGUUGCUGCAGAACCCAGUUUUGAUGCCUGGUCCCAAUUGUGGAAACCCUGCCCAAGGGCCUGCAGCGAAAUCCCAUCUCCGGCUGAAUGGGCGGUUUAUCGCAAUGUGGAUCAAUUGGCCACUUGCAAUCAAACUUUGCGUCUAGACUUUUCUUUGUACAAUCCCUCAAACCCGGCCAUUCGCGCCUGUUCUGCGACUGAAGAUUACCCAGCUGCCAAGGCCCCCCAGCCUCAGGCCUUGGUCUCAUCUGGGUUCACUGAUCAAGAAAUCACCCUGCAAAUUGGCUGGUGGAAUACGGCUUCGUCUUUACCAUCUGCAGGCGUAAAGUCCGCGCUGGAACAUGUCCGAAAGGCGCUCUUGGCCUCGGAAAAUGACAAACCAACAACUGCGUAUAGCUACCAUGGGAAAUCCAUCAUUGGAGUGUACGCCGGACGGGGGGUUCAGCACUCGGACGCUGCUACCACUGUAUUCCAAGAGUUCACAGAUCAUAUCGCAUCCCAGGAUUUGGUCGGCCGAAUUGCCCUGCAGUAUUGCAGAGAGAAUUCCAACAAAGCGAUCGGUAUCGUCGUCGAUGCCAGCGGCGACCUCGCGGCUGUGCAGCGCAUUGUCCGGGGCUGGGUCGACGGGGAGUGCCAGACCGACUUUGACGGCGUGAAGGAGCUCCCCCAAUCCAUCCUGCAUAUGCAAGAUGAUGCGGUAUCGAGCCCUGUCCCCGAACUGUCAAGUAAAGGGGUCGCCGGAGAAGGCCGGUUGCAUUCACAUCAAGGGCGGACUCAUUCCCACCAUCGACGAGCCAUUUGCCGCACGAUCCAGGUUGCUCCUGGAGACUCCUGUGGGGCGCUGGCUGAGCGAUGCGGACUCUCUCCGGCAGAUUUCACCAAGUUCAAUCCCGACAAGAAGCUCUGUUCCUCGCUGCAGCCGGAGCAGCAUGUGUGCUGCUCAGCGGGCACGUUGCCCGAUCUUAGGCCGAAGCCAAACGGGGAUGGCACUUGCGCCUCGUAUGUUGUCCAGACGGAUGAAUCCUGCCACAAAUUAGCAGUUGCCAACGGCCUCAAGCAGGAGGAUCUGGAGAAAUUCAACAAGCACACCUGGGGUUGGAGGAACGGCUCCUAUGCCUCUAUUGUCGACAAUGCGGUGUGUGGUCCGCAAGUGCCAGGCACCACGAGGCCAAAGGACAUGAAUGACCUUGAGGGCCUCAAUCCUUGUCCUCUCAACGCGUGCUGUGAUGUCUGGGGUCAGUGUGGUAUUACCGAUGAGUUCUGCACCGAGAGCAAGUCUUCCACUGGGGCCCCUGGUACUGCGGCCCCUAACACGAAUGGCUGUAUCUCCAACUGUGGUACUGAUAUUGUGAAUAAUAAAAAGGCACCAGAUGAGUUUAUCAGCAUUGGCUACUUUGAGGCGUGGAACGCUGAGCGUGGCUGUUUGAAUAUGGACGUUACCAGCUUCGAUACAGCAGUUCACACUCAUCUCCAUUUUGCCUUUGCAGAGAUAACAGAAAGCUAUGAGGUGGACGUGUCCCUGGUUCAUACUCAAUUUAAUAAGCUGAAGAACAUGGGCUCCGUAAACCGUAUUCUGACAUUUGGUGGAUGGUCCUUCUCGACAAGAGCGGAUUCCUUCCCGAUUUUCCGCAAAGGCGUAUCGGCUGAGAACCGAGAGGUCUUUGCCACGAAUGUGGCUAAUUUCAUUGUGGAAAAUGGACUUGAUGGAGUGGACUUUGACUGGGAGUACCCUGGAGCCCCUGACAUUCCUGGUAUUCCUCCUGGUGACCGCGAUGAUGGAAAGCGAUAUCUGGAAUUCUUGAAGAUGGUGCGGGAAAAGCUACCCUCUGAUAAAAGCCUGGCGAUUGCUGCCCCGGCCUCGUUCUGGUAUCUAAAGGGCUUCCCGAUCGAGGAGAUUUCGAAGGUGGUAGACUAUAUUGUCUUCAUGGCCUACGACCUCCAUGGGCAAUGGGACUACGGAAACAAAAACUCGAUGCCGGGAUGUCCAGAUGGAGAUUGCCUCCGCUCGCAUGUGAAUCUCACCGAAACAAAUACUGCUCUGUCCAUGGUUACUAAGGCUGGAGUGCCAUCUUCGAAGAUCAUUGUUGGAGUGAGUAGCUAUGGCCGGUCGUUCAAGAUGACCGAGCCUGGCUGCUCUGGUCCCAUGUGCAAAUACGUCGGCCCCGAGUCCGCUGCGAAGCCUGGGAAAUGUACCAUCACAGCAGGCUAUAUCUCCGACGCAGAGAUCAAUCAGAUUUUGGAAGACGAUCCGACUGCCAAAAAGACAUAUGAUGCGUCCAGCGACAGCAGCAUCCUUGUCUACGACUCCACGCAGUGGGUAGCUUACAUGGACACUGAAAUCAAGAGAAAUCGCACCGAGCAGUACCGACAACUCAACAUGGGCGGCAUAUCGGACUGGGCAGUUGAUCUUCAGUCAUUCGCAAACAGUCCCCGGGGUGGCAACAACUCUCCUGAGAACCAAACCGUUGUCUACGUAGAUUCCAGCAUUUGGGGGGAUGAGAACCCGCAAGUGACAUGCCCGGCACCUUGUGCUCUCGUCCUCCCCGACUAUCCUCUUGGCUCCACCACCGUUAUCACUCCUCUCCCGCAUGUCACCACGCUGGAUGUGGCCUGGCCAACUCCGACGGAGAUAACCAGGGCCAACGGGGAGGUUAUCACCACCACCACCGUCACACGAAUUCUACAGGAGACCACUAUCAUUGUUCCGCCAGUUACGGUGUCCGAACUGCCCAUGGCCAAUAUCAAUAUCACUAUUCCACUCGACGAGGACGAAAAAGUGACAAUCACGCCGAAGCCUCGGUUCCCUCCUGUGAUUGUCACUAUUACUAAUGACCCCAACCCAUUGUCUCGCACAGGUGUCUUGCAUCCUCCAGUGACACGAAGCGUGACUGUGCCUCCCUGGCCCCAGACUACCGUCAUCUAUGUCCCACCUAAGGGGAACACCGAUGAUGAGGAUGACAACACAGACAGAGAUGAUCAAAACAAGGACGGCAAAGACAACGACAACAAGGACAACGACAACAAGGACAACGACAACAAGGACAACGACAACAAGGACAACGACAACAAGGACAACGACAAGGAUGACAAGGAUAAGGAUGACAAGGAUAAGGACAACAAGGACAACGACGACAACGACAAGGGCGGCAGUCAUCACAGGAUCGAGUUCCCACAUAUACCCACCAUCACGGUGACUCACGGCCCUGGGUCCCCUAUUUGCAGAGGACAGAAGUGCGGCCAUCUGUGCGCCGAUGACUUUUGCGGGUGCAACCAUGGCUGCGGUGGUGGUGACAACGGAUUCUCCGAUCCCACCGACCCCAAUCCUCCCCCAGUCCCCCCGCAUCCCCAGGACCCCAAGGACAGAGAUUCAUGCACUAGUUCUUCGGUUACCAACUAUUGGGUCUCAUGCGACUCCAAAACUGAGGGCCCGACCACAACCUCCUGCACUACCACUAAAAGUCUGGUGGCUGUAGGAUGCGAUGUCACCGCCACAACGACAACUACCGGUGUGGAAUAUUGCCCUACCGUGGACCCAAAUGAUCCCCAGGGAGAGGACGGCGGCAAAUCUCGGGCCAAGCGCACUAAUACUUCGAAGACCAAAGAGCCGCCAAAACCUACCAGCCCUCCAGAGCGACCCUCCUCGACCUCUUCCAAAACGACGACCACUACCAAGACCUCGAAGACAUCCUCCCUACCGUCCGCAACGGCUGCCAGCGGCUGUAGCAGGGUCGGAAGCGGCCGCAGCUUGACCCGCCGCUGCUGGAACAAAUGCGACCCAGGCACGGGGUCGCCCGUUGGCGGCGACUGGGCGGAGAAUGAACCCUGGUGUUGGAUAUCUGAACGCGGCAGCGAUUCGUAUGCGAAUUGUUUGAAGCAAUCCAACUGUCCAACCGACUUUGAGUGCGCAGAAGAAUGGGGCUGCGUUGUUCCACUGUCCGGUGGGUGUGCGUCUCAGGGCGGCAAGACCGGACUCGGCAAAACCUGCUGGAGUAGCUGCAACGAGAAAACCGGGAAGCGGACGAACGAUAAGUGGGAACAGGGUAUGCCGUGGUGCUGGCUGCAGAAUGGCAGGUUUGCUAGCUGUGAUGAGGGCAACGACUGCAGUGCCACCACGGAGUGUGUCCCUGACCAUUGGAACCACGGCGGAUGCAAUACUAAGCGUAAGAACUGGGAACUAGAUGAAGGAAUAUGA
Molecule: messenger RNA, 4248 nt
Organism: Aspergillus nomiae NRRL 13137
Lineage: Eukaryota; Fungi; Ascomycota; Eurotiomycetes; Eurotiales; Aspergillaceae
Product: class V chitinase Chi100
Exons: 3
Coding region: 1-4248 (1415 amino acids)
Biological process (GO): carbohydrate metabolic process
Molecular function (GO): hydrolase activity, hydrolyzing O-glycosyl compounds; chitin binding
Source: RefSeq, a predicted model, not a curated record